This is a messenger RNA of Nymphalis io (European peacock), 412 nucleotides long. RefSeq names its product pupal cuticle protein C1B-like. The coding region runs from base 103 to 354 and encodes 83 amino acids. The record is from RefSeq and is a predicted model, not a curated record. Lineage: Eukaryota; Metazoa; Arthropoda; Insecta; Lepidoptera; Nymphalidae. The transcript is spliced from 2 exons.
CAAAAUAAAGACAAGUAUAAAACGGCCCGGAUUCAGAGAUUUAGUACCACAUACAUUUCUUGAGUUCAUUUGUUCACUUGACAAAUCCUUUCAACAGUCAAAAUGUUCAAACUCUUCAUCUUCGCCUGCUUCCUCGCCAUCGCCGCCGCCAAGCCUGGAGUGUUGCCGUUGGCAUACACAGCUCCCUUGGCUGCAUACACAGCACCCGUAGCUGCAGCCUACACAGCUCCAGUAGCCGCAGCAUAUACCGCGCCAGUGGCCUACUCCGCCUACUCGGCUUACACCGCACCAGUUGCCGCUUACUCCGCCUACACUUACGCGUCUCCUUACUCCGCCUACUACCUUCGCCGUUGAUUUUACCACGAUGAUGAAUUGUAUUGAGUGAACUAAUGAAUAAAUAAUUUCAUACAAU